Molecule: messenger RNA, 1675 nt
Organism: Episyrphus balteatus (marmalade hoverfly)
Lineage: Eukaryota; Metazoa; Arthropoda; Insecta; Diptera; Syrphidae
Product: lysosomal Pro-X carboxypeptidase-like
Exons: 7
Coding region: 127-1554 (475 amino acids)
Biological process (GO): proteolysis
Molecular function (GO): dipeptidyl-peptidase activity; serine-type exopeptidase activity
Source: RefSeq, a predicted model, not a curated record
UUCAUUAUUUUUGACGACACUCGCGUUUGAGCUGGACUUGAUUUCGCAAUUGAUUUUCAACUUUGUUUUCGUUUAUUUGUUCAACCCACAGUGUUUUAUAAUAAUUGUUUUGUUUUUAUUGGUAAAAUGUAUUUCAUUGGAAGAACUCUUAUUAUUGUGGUUUUAUGUUUUUUAACAUUUUGUGAAUCCGCUCAGUAUGAAGAAAAAUAUAUAACAGUCCCACUUGAUCAUUUUGGAUUUGCAUCUGAUAAACCUUUCAAACUAAGAUAUCUCAUUAAUGAUACAUUCACCAAUGGAAAUGUCAAUUCACCAAUACUUUUCUAUUGCGGCAAUGAAGCUAAUGUUGAAAUUUUUGCCAAACAAAUUGGAUUCAUGUGGCAAUUCGGUGAAAAAAUUAAUGCUCUCAUUGUAUUUGCUGAACAUCGCUACUAUGGAAAGUCACUACCUUUUGGAAACGACUCAAUGAUCGGUAGAGAUCACUUUGGAUAUUUAUCAACUGAACAGGCUUUGGCAGACUUUGCUGAAUUGGUGGUUCAUUUGAAUCAGGAAGCUUCGACACCAAGAUCUGUUAUAUCAAUUGGAGGCUCUCAUGGUGCAAAUUUAGCAGCUUUUUUUCGAAUGAAAUAUCCACAUUUGGUGGCAGGAGCUUUAGCAUCAUCGUCAACUUUAAAAAAGUUUUCCAAUAUAACUUCAUGUGACAAAUACUCUCAGAUUAUAACGAGUACUUUUAAAAAUGCAUACAAUGAACAUUGUACAGAAAAUAUAAAGAAAUCAUGGACAGUUUUAAAGGACGUUGCAUUUGCGGAAUAUGGAGUUCAAUUUUUUAAUGAAGUUUUCAACUUUUGUGAACCCUGGAAAGCUGCAGAUCCAGUCAAUAAUUUUAUUUAUGAAUUAAAUAGUAUAUACUGGCACAUGGCCAUGACAAACUAUCCUUACGAAGCUGACGUAUAUACUUUUCUACCAGCAAAUCCGAUCCGGAAGUUCUGUUCUAAUCUUGAUGAGAACUAUGAUGGCCAGGAAUUGGUCAAGGCUUUGCGAAGGGCUUUGGAUGUGUACGCCAACCCAAAAGGUGAAAAGAAAUGUUUCGAAUUUCCUAAGCGCAGACUUAUGCAGGAGUCUGAUCAAAAAGCAUGGUCUUUUCAAAGGUGCACUGAACUAAUAACUGGAAUGUGUGAGGGAACAAAUAAUAACAUGUUUCCUCCCGAUAACAAUAAUUUACAAGAAGAAAUUAAAGGAUGUAAAUCAACUUAUGAUUUGCCAGUCGAACGAUAUGUGAACAGGAUAAGGGAUCAUUUUGGUGUUGAAAAAUUAAAAACUGCAACAAAUAUCAUAUUUUCAAAUGGAUUAUUAGAUCCGUGGAGUGCUGCAGGAGUUCUAAGAACACCCAACGAUGAAUCAAUUGUGAUAAAUAUUCCUGAAGGUGCACAUCACAUAGAUUUAAGAUACUCCAAUCCAUUGGAUCCACCGUCAGUCACUCAGGCAAGAGAAGUUGAAGAACUUUAUUUGAAAAAAUGGAUAAGACAAUUCCGACGAAAAACUUAUAAUUUUAUGUAAACAUAAUAUUGGAUUGUUAGAAUAGAGUGCAAGUUGCUUAAAGUUUUAAAGCUUUGAAUGUAUAGAUUUAAUAAAUGUUAAUUUAAAAAAAAAAAAUAAACAAUUUGAAGAAAAGUUUGAA